Messenger RNA from Bolinopsis microptera, 459 nucleotides. RefSeq lists its product as uncharacterized. The record is from RefSeq and is a predicted model, not a curated record. Lineage: Eukaryota; Metazoa; Ctenophora; Tentaculata; Lobata; Bolinopsidae. The coding region runs from base 91 to 459 and encodes 122 amino acids. The transcript is spliced from 4 exons. Gene Ontology annotation, cellular component: nucleus.
UCAGUAGCUACAGCAUGUAAAGUCGCCAAGUUUACCCUUCCUUCCUAGUUCCUUCUCGCCAACAAACGAUACCCUCCAUCAACAAUCAACAUGUCAAGAGGUUACUGGAAGAAGUUCCUGAUAGAUGCUGGUAUCCCGGUGAAAGCAGCUGAUAGUUACACUUCCUCCUUUGUUGAUAACCGCAUCUCUGAGAGCAUGGUUCCUGAUCUUAGCAAGAGUGUGCUGAUAGAUCUGGGGAUUACAAUUAUCGGCGAUGUAAUAGCAAUCCUGAAACACGCUAUACAUGUGACGGAGGAGGCUAGUGCUGAGAGAAAGGAGAGAAACUCAAAGAAACAGAAACCUGAGAAAAGAAGACCCAGUUCUGAGAGGAAAAGUAAAAAAGUUGAGCCAGAAAAGAAAGCAGAGACUAUCCCAGCUCCUCUAAAGAAAACUGAAGAAAAACAAGCUGCGAAGAUUUAA